Molecule: messenger RNA, 2775 nt
Organism: Symbiodinium necroappetens
Lineage: Eukaryota; Dinophyceae; Suessiales; Symbiodiniaceae
Source: the annotation of a GenBank genome assembly
AUGGGGAACCUGACCCAGUCGCAAGCCUUGCGAGGCAGUCAGGCUCGCAGCCUGAAAACUUCGGAACGAAAGCUUGCUGGCAAUGCUAAGAUGAAACUCAGGCUCAGCAGAGUGGAGCAACUGUCCGAUUGGGUCGAGAGCCUUUCACCGAAAAAUCAAGGCUUGUUGGGCUUCGGCACGGUGGUUACCUUCGUUUCGGCGGGCUAUCUUUCCUCUGAAGCCAUGGAAGGCGAGGACAACGAGGGAAACUCGUUCACGGUGGACAGCUGGGAUGAGGCAACUUGGGAUGCGACGCAGGUCAUAUUGCAGACCACUGCUGAUGUAGCGACCAAUAUCCAGGGUCUCGGUAAAUAUGCGCCUCUGCUUGGGCCUGCCAUGGCUACCACGCUCGCCGUCGUCGACAUGUUCAUGCCUUUCGAAGACGACGAGUUAACCAAAGAUAAGGUCGGGGUGAUGAUCGACGAAAAGCUCGCAAAGGCCAAGAAGGAAUGGAUGAAAGAAGUGCUCGAGGAGACGAGGGGACUCAUCCAGGAUGCCGUUGAUGCUAACAGUUUGCGGGAGACGCAGCUGGAGAUCCGCAAGCUCACUGGAGAUCUCUACUCCGCAGCCACCUUGGAUUUUAUGGGUUCUGAUGCGGCCUUGGCGUACUUGAUGGCGGUGGAAAGCAGCAUCUCACAUCUCGCAGACAAGCUCUUCUUGCCUUGUCUGCACGAUGGCUGGCACACCACAUCGUGCCGGGAUCGAGUUGGUGCUGGCGCGGUGACGAUGUUCGAUGCCCUGGCUGGCGUCCACUACGGCAUCUUCUCCGAGAUCUUCCGCAACGUGAACAAGAAGCUCCAACGGCUCAGAGAGCAUCUUUUCCGUUUCGCAGACGUGGAUCCAAUGCUCACCAACCAGACGCUGGUCAAGAACUUCAACCUCAUUGGAUGUCCGAACCCCAAUCCAUCACAUGCUGACCUGGAGAUCUUCAAGGCGCUGCCCUACUUCGUCGUCAUGCGGCACUUGGACUGGGGUAGUGUGAGCAGCGAGGUUUUCUACACCUACGAUGCCGCAGCGUCCAAGUUUGCUGAGUACAACGGGGGAGCUUACGCCGCUGUACUCGUGGACGGCCACUAUGGCAAACCGGACUACAGCAACCACUAUUAUGGGAAUCAAGGUGCGAAAGAGGACUUCUGGAAUCACUUCGCGGAUACGUACAAGACUUGCUCACCCGUCGCGCAAUGGGCCAACGUGGGCCUGGCUUGUAGCGGCUGCAGGGGUCGCGUGCAGGCAGACUGGUAUGGAGGCCAUGGAUGCCAGUACUGUGCACGCAUUGGGCAUCGAUGCACAGCGGCCGCGGCAGUGGGGUCUACAGGCACCUGCGAGGUUUCCUCCGACAAGCGAUGCGAUGAGGACAUCACCACUUCACACAUGCUCUGCACCUGCGAGGCUCGAGAUCCGGCACCCUACUUCGUGUUGGAGCACGUGAAUUGGGGCAGCGUGACCGAUUUUGCUUUCCAUGACAUCAACCAAGCCAAGACAAAGUUUUCGCAGUUGAAUGGUGGACCGAAAGCGGCCGCGCUUGUGGAUGCCCGGUUCAACGAGCUGGACUUCUACGGCAACAGCAACAAAGAUCUCAUCCUCGCGGACUUCCUGCAGCACAUCGUGACGAAGUAUGCGCCGAAGGAAACCAAUGUGGUCCGGACCAUGCGUGGAUACUGCGAUGCAGUUGAUGGGGGGGAAGGUGGCGAAAAGGCGAGGGCGUGCUGUGGCCUCGGCAAGGACACUUGUGCGGUGCAGUGCGCAAAUGACGCCAAUAUGGUGCUCGACUUCGACAUCUACCGCAAGAUGCAGGCGAAGUUGAAGGGGGUGAACUCACAUUACAGGUACCUGCUCGAGCAGUCCCUCGACAAGUUCCUGGAUGUCAGGCUGAGCAAGGUCUUGUGCGACGGUGUUGGCUGUCGCGACGAGGGGAGCCUCACCCACGGCAGCCCUGAGGUUCUGGCAGGGGCGACGGCCAAGGAGGAAAGGCAGCGCGAGCUGUUCGGCAAGUCCAUGGGCGCGCUGGUGAACGUGGACAUGUUGACCUCCAGCACGAAGGUCUGGACCAUGGAGGAUGUUGACGGCGAUUGGAGCGAGGUGAAGUUCUCCACGUCCCAGCCCAAAGGCUAUGCGCGCAUCAUUGCCAUCGUCAAGCACAACAAGAACACGCCCAUCCUCACAAUCAACGGCGCUCGGAAAGGUUCGCCCACCUGCGCGUCGCCACCCGCAGGAAAACAGUUGAGGUGCCGAGGCGACAACCCUCAGUGGGACACCGACACAUCGCCGCUCUUCUGGGACUUCGAGCUCGAAGGCAAUGAGGUGACCAUCGCCAGGGAGGUGCUCUACUAUUAUGGCGCAGGAACUCCAGCCCGUGGAAAAUUCUCCGUUUUGAUGAUGCGCGUUCAGCCCACUCCUCAUGCAUGGCCAGGGCUGGUUCCAGUACAAAACAAGUUCGACCUGCCGUCUCGCGGCUGUAGCGUUGUCGACGACAGGUACAUCAGGUGUACCGGCACAGACAGUGCCAAUGGAAGGGACAAAUCCUUGGUGCUCGAGCUCUCCCAUGAACAUAGUAUGCUACUGAAGUGGGAGGUCAGCUUCUACAUGCGCCUCACGGGUCUGGGCAACUCCGCCGCUGCUCUCCAACUUGUCCCGGACACUCAGAAACAAAUCCCUGAAGCCCUAAACCUGUAUGUAUGUAUGUAUGUAUGUAUGUAUGUAUGUAUGUAUGUAUAUAUAUAUAGACCUUAUAUAUAA